Molecule: messenger RNA, 442 nt
Organism: Galleria mellonella (greater wax moth)
Lineage: Eukaryota; Metazoa; Arthropoda; Insecta; Lepidoptera; Pyralidae
Exons: 3
Coding region: 116-373 (85 amino acids)
Source: RefSeq, a predicted model, not a curated record
GACUCAAGGUCUAUGUCAGACAGGUCAUGCUUGUAACGGAGGGCCAUGAAAUCAAACUAUAAAUGGCACAAAGAGAAACGCGCGACUCAUUUUAUCUCAGUCUGGAUUAGCCGACAUGUGUGCGAGACAGCUCGUAGUGCUGUUGUGUACGCUGGGUAUACUGCUGGCAUCAGCUUCCCCUCUCCCGGAUAGCGCUGGAAGCCCUCCUUUACCUGGACCAGGAUUAUCUUACGGUGGCAUACCAUACGGCAGCAUGAGUGGUAAUGUGGCAGAGUAUUUCAAACGUCAAGCGCCAUCUGUUGGACGAGCGCGGAACUUAGCCGAUUCUUCUGCGACUGAUAUUGAUUUCGCUCCUAUUGAACAAUGGCUAUGAUAGAUGGCGUUAGUUUGUUGUAUAAACACGCGUCUAAAUAACUAAAUUAUAUUAUUUACAUUUAUAUAA